This is a messenger RNA of Pipistrellus nathusii (Nathusius's pipistrelle), 2730 nucleotides long. The record is from the annotation of a GenBank genome assembly. Lineage: Eukaryota; Metazoa; Chordata; Mammalia; Chiroptera; Vespertilionidae.
AUGGAGAGAGCGAUGGAGCAACUCAACCGCCUCACUCGCUCGCUGCGCCGCGCCCGCACCGUGGAGCUGCCGGACGAUAAUGAAACUGCAGUUUACACAUUAAUGCCAAUGGUUAUGGCUGAUCAACACAGAUCUGUUUCUGAACUACUAUCAAAUUCGAAGUUUGAUGUUAAUUAUGCAUUUGGACGUGUGAAAAGAAGCUUGCUUCACAUUGCAGCAAAUUGUGGAUCUGUGGAAUGCUUGGUUCUGCUGUUAAAGAAAGGAGCAAAUCCGAACUAUCAAGAUAUUUCAGGCUGCACACCACUUCAUUUGGCAGCAAGAAAUGGGCAGAAGAAAUGUAUGAGUAAAUUAUUAGAAUAUAGUGCUGAUGUCAACAUUUGUAAUAAUGAAGGCCUUACAGCAAUACACUGGCUGGCUGUGAAUGGGCGGACAGAACUACUCCAUGACCUUGUACAGCACGUCAGUGAUGUCGACGUUGAGGACGCAAUGGGGCAGACAGCGCUGCAUGUGGCCUGCCAGAAUGGGCACAAGACGACAGUGCAAUGCUUGCUAGACAGUGGUGCUGAUAUUAACAGGCCAAAUGUAUCAGGAGCCACUCCAUUGUACUUUGCUUGCAGUCAUGGUCAGAGAGACACAGCACAGAUUCUUCUAUUACGAGGAGCCAAAUAUCUGCCAGAUAAAAAUGGAGUAACCCCUCUGGAUUUAUGUGUACAAGGUGGAUAUGGAGAGACCUGUGAAGUAUUAAUUCAAUAUCACCCUAGGCUUUUCCAGACAAUUAUUCAAAUGACACAGAAUGAAGAUCUCCGAGAAAACAUGUUACGGCAAGUUCUAGAACAUUUGUCUCAGCAAAGUGAAAGCCAGUACCUAAAGAUUUUAACAAGCCUUGCUGAGGUUGCCACAACAAAUGGUCAUAAACUGCUUAGUCUGUCUAGUAAUUAUGAUGCCCAAAUGAAGAGCCUUUUAAGGAUUGUGAGGAUAUUUUGUCACGUCUUUCGAAUUGGUCCCUCCUCUCCCAGUAAUGGAAUCGAUAUGGGCUACAACGGGAAUAAAACACCAAGAAGCCAGGUGUUCAAGCCUCUUGAAUUGCUUUGGCACUCAUUAGAUGAAUGGCUAGUUUUAAUAGCUACAGAACUGAUGAAAAACAAAAAGAACUCAACGGAUAUCACUUCUAUUUUACUAAAACAAAAAGGCCAAGAUCAAGAUGGUACUUCCAUUCCUCCAUUUGAACCUCCAGGACCUGGGAGCUAUGAAAAUCUAUCCACUGGCACCAGGGAAUCUAAACCAGAUGCUCUAGGAGGGAAACAGGAAGCCGGAGCAGACUGUCAGGAUGUUAUUUCUAUGACAGCUAACCGGCUAAGUGCUGUCAUUCAAGCUUUUUACAUGUGCUGUUCUUGUCAGAUGCCUCCAGGAAUGACCUCACCUCGUUUCAUCGAAUUUGUCUGCAAACACGAUGAAGUCUUAAAAUGCUUUGUUAACAGAAAUCCCAAAAUUAUAUUUGAUCACUUUCACUUCCUCCUUGAAUGUCCUGAGUUGAUGUCAAGAUUUAUGCAUAUCAUAAAAGCACAGCCAUUUAAAGAUCGCUGUGAAUGGUUUUAUGAACAUUUGCACUCAGGACAAGCAGAUUCAGACAUGGUGCAUAGGCCAGUGAGUGAGAAUGACAUCCUGCUGGUUCACAGAGAUUCCAUUUUUAGGAGUAGCUGUGAAGUCGUCUCAAAAGCAAAUUGUGCAAAGCUAAAGCAAGGAAUUGCUGUACGGUUCCAUGGAGAAGAAGGCAUGGGUCAAGGUGUUGUGCGUGAAUGGUUUGAUAUUCUGUCUAAUGAAAUAGUCAAUCCUGAUUAUGCAUUGUUUACCCAGUCAGCUGAUGGAACAACUUUUCAGCCUAAUAGCAACUCCUAUGUAAAUCCUGACCACCUGAACUAUUUCCGUUUUGCUGGACAGAUCUUGGGAUUAGCUUUGAACCAUAGGCAGCUGGUCAACAUUUACUUCACAAGAUCAUUCUAUAAGCACAUUCUUGGAAUUCCUGUAAAUUACCAAGAUGUGGCAUCUAUUGAUCCAGAAUAUGCCAAGAAUUUGCAGUGGAUUUUAGAUAAUGAUAUUAGUGAUCUGGGUCUAGAGCUGACUUUUUCUGUUGAGACUGAUGUAUUUGGAGCAAUGGAAGAGGUGCCUUUGAAACCUGGGGGUGGAAGUAUUCUGGUGACACAAAAUAACAAAGAGGAGUAUGUUCAGCUUGUUACAGAACUUCGAAUGACAAGAGCCAUUCAACCACAGAUCAAUGCUUUUCUCCAAGGCUUUCAUAUGUUCAUUCCACCUUCCCUCAUACAACUGUUUGAUGAAUUUGAGUUGGAGCUACUGCUUUCUGGCAUGCCAGAAAUUGAUGUGAGUGAUUGGAUAAAAAAUACAGAAUACACAAGUGGCUAUGAAAGACAAGAUCCAGUUAUUCAGUGGUUCUGGGAAGUUGUGGAAGACAUUACUCCAGAGGAGAGAGUGCUUCUCCUGCAGUUUGUUACUGGCAGUUCCAGGGUCCCACAUGGUGGAUUUGCUAAUAUCAUGGGUGGAAGUGGAUUGCAAAACUUUACAAUCGCUGCUGUGCCAUAUACUCCAAAUCUUCUACCAACUUCAAGCACCUGCAUCAACAUGCUCAAGUUACCUGAAUACCCAAGUAAAGAAAUACUCAAGGACAGACUUCUUGUGGCACUGCAUUGUGGCAGCUAUGGCUACACGAUGGCAUAG